Phytophthora infestans T30-4 is the source of this 3548-nucleotide messenger RNA. RefSeq lists its product as uncharacterized. The record is from RefSeq and is a predicted model, not a curated record. Gene Ontology annotation, molecular function: calcium ion binding. Lineage: Eukaryota; Oomycota; Peronosporomycetes; Peronosporales; Peronosporaceae. The transcript is spliced from 6 exons. Bases 180 to 3548 code for a protein of 1122 amino acids.
CGGAUUCCAAGUGCCGGCUUGAGCAGAGAGAGGCGUUCGAAGACGUUGGCAGAUUUGCCCUCAAGCUCGUACUCUUUCGUCCAGCUCUUGGAGAUCUUGCCACUUUCGGAUUUUGCGUGGUAGUGGCAAGACAGCACAUCCCUUGGUCGCGGGACAGCAGCCUCCAGUGUCCAGAAACCAUGGCGGAACUCAACAAACGUCAGCUCAACAUCUCCGCGGUGGAGAACGAUAUCACUAUGGUCCCAUUGAACGAUGGCGGAUAUACCGAGAUGCACAGUCCUCCGAACGUCCGGCUCCGCACCGGCACCAUCGGCAGUGAGGAUUUUAACGACAAAGGUGCUAACCUGCGAAUCGACAUGGACAAGGGCCAAAAGAAAUCGAUCAAGUCGGAUAUGCUCUCUUCGGAAUUUCGAUUCAAUGCCGAGUUAUCACUGCGUGUUGCAUGUGGUGUGAUCAUUGCGUCGUUCAUCCAAACACGUGAUCCGGACUACAACCCGUCGAUUGAACACGACAAGAAGUGGUUCUUCUUCCCGGAAUGGUACUACCUGGGUGGUCUCAGUUACUGUGCUGUGGCUGUCAUCUUCUCUGCCGGAAAGAACGUUGGAGCAACGCUGACUCAGGUUUGCCAGGCGUUUUACGGUGUGGGUAUGGCGCUGGUGUACAACCUUUUGCUCUUCUCGUUCGUGGACGUUCACACCUUCGACGGCUCGUUUGACGGCUACGUCAACAUCUCGAAAACUGUGUCCUUCGGAGGAUCCCAGUACUAUGUCAACUCACACAACUUCUACGCUGUGCUACCGUGGAUGGUGAUCUUCACCGUCGCUGUUCUACUGCUGCCAUUAGAGAGCAACACCAAGAAGUUCGCAUUGGCCAACAACCUCUACUUCACAUUAACAAUCAUUAACCCCACGGACCCGCUGGACUCCAGCAAGCUGAAGGAAACGGGCGAUAAUUACUUCGAGACCAGCAACAUUCUGAACAACCUGGCGAUGUAUUUCCUCGUGGGCUUCGUCGGAACGCUCAUUUCGCUGCUCAUUAUGUUUAUUCCCUAUCCGAUUUUUGCGAUAGCCAAGCUCCGUGAGGAAACCAAGAACGCAUCGGGAGAUGUUCUGGAUCUGCUGAACGUCAUUGUGGACUCGUAUUGUUUCAAGAACAAAAAUGUGGAUCACAUGAAUUUUCUGAAACUUAAACUUCAACGCAAAUUUGACGCAGCAGCUGCACGUCAUCGUCGUAUGAACGCAUUGCUGGGGGACGUCUGGUGGGAGCAGCUCUUCGGGUUCCACCUCUUUUUCAAGUUUAAUCGCUCGAUGACCAAGGGAUACGUGCGUCUUAUCGGCUCGCUAAUUUCGGAUCUCCGAUCACUGAACAACGCCAUGCAGCUCGAACAAUAUGAUCAUCUGCACUUCAUGUACAUGAAAGUCCUCCAGCGAGAAAUUUACGUCAUCCAGAUGCGUUCCGGCGACCUACUUCAUGAAAUUUCGGGUGAAAUUCACGCUUCCUCUCAACAGCUCAAUCUUCAAGCAAUCAAAACGUUGAAAAGGCAGAUGGAAAACACGCUGCGUCACUACCGAGAAGCGCAAAUUCGCUUACUACAAUCGCACAAGGUCAAGCCGAAAGACGUCGAAGGAAACGUCCCGUUAAACUUGUUCCUGUUCUCGCUCAACUCGUUCUGCAGCACUUUGAUCGAGUACCAAGACACACACAACAAAAAGGAUUUCCACGGUGGUCGACGAGCACGUUCAGGCGUCACACAGGCCAUCAAAGAUUUCUUUGUGGUGCACCGGUACACCCGAGCUCGAAUCCUCGAAGCUGCCCGAGUAUCCGUCGCUAUCAUCAUGGGUAUCUUCCUGGCUGUGUACAUUUACGGCUUCAGCUCCACCACUCCGAGUGCUGUUGCGUACGUGAUGGGAAACCACAUCGGAGGCUCGUUCAGUGUCACUGUGAACCGUGUGGGUGGCGUCGUGGCUGGAAGUGUGGUUCCUUCUGUGUUCCAAUUUUUCAUUUCCCAAAUUUGCAAUCCGGAGUUCCUGAAUGUAUUUCUAUCCGACCUGCUGCUCUUCAUUUGGGUCACCUUGUCCAUGUACGUCAAGUUCGUGGAAGGCUACAGCUCCUACGCUGGUGUAGUCUCCGCUUUCAUCGCCGCUGGAGUUCUCCUUCGUCAAUCUGAUGUAUGCUACGCCAACGGGUCUGACAGCUCUUCGACGAUCGCUAUCAGUUCAUAUUCCAGUCUCGCACAGACUUCGGUGGGUCUGGUGUUGUUCAUUGUAUUAGAAAUGGCCAUGUGUCCUGAAAGCGCCACCGGUUUACUUCGCAAGAACAUCCAGCAGACUCUUAAGUUGCAGCAGAAAGCUUUCGGUAUUUUAUUCGGCCAUCAUCUCUCAAGCUCCGGACAAAUGAGUAACGAGACGAUGGAAGAGGUUCGAGACAUUCUACAAGUGCAGAUCCCAGCUCAAUUAGUGGAACAGCGUGCGUUGCUCAAAGAAGCCGAAGCCGAGCCGCAAAUGUGGCGUCCAGCGUUCUCGAAGCAGAAGUACGAGGCAGUAUUCGACAGUACCACCCGGUUACUGAACAACAACAACUUGUUGUUUAAACUUGUACGCUGGUACAACUACCGUGUCGAGCAGAACUUGGCCCAGUCCAACUCGGUUGAUAUCCGCGACAUGGGCAUCGAAAGCGCACGUGUGUUUGACACAAACGGAGGGCGAACAACGCAUACGAAGUGGCAAGAAGCGAGCACCCAGUUCUUGUCUGUUGUGGACGAUACCUUCAACACUUUGCAGAUGCUUUUCGGGGAGUCGUUCCUGUACUCGGAUCCGGAUCAAACGGCCAUUUUCAUGCAGAUGAAGGAAGCUUUCCGUGUCGCGGACAAGGACUGUAGUGGCGAGAUCGACGCCGAUGAAGUCGCCGUGAUGCUGGAGACCAUUUUCGCUCAAUCGGGUGCAGUGAAACAAGAAGAAAUCACCAAAUACGUCGCGGAUUUCAUGGAAAUUGUGGACAAGGAUUGCAGUGGAAAGGUGUCGUUCGAGGAGUUCAUGGCAGCGUUGGAAGAUGGUCUUAAACUCGAGGUGGAAGUGUACCAUCGGCGUAAACCCAAAGCAGCUUUGAAGCAUACACUUACAAGUAUAAAUGAAGACAGUCACGUUGGCUCGCGUGCGGCUCGAGCAAGCUGCAGUGUCACGUCCUCCAAUAGUGCAGACAUGACGAAAAUUACAUCUAGUAUGUUCGAUACCAAGUUGCAAGGAGGUCGCGUGUUGAGUACGGUGUCCUCGGCACAGAAUACUCCGAGGAAAGGCUCUGGGUACACGAAGAGGGCGUCGUCGAUCACUUCGCCUAUUCGACGUAACCACGACGUGUUGAAUGUCGAGGACUUUUCGACCAGUGAUAUUGCUGCUCAGAUGAAAUCUGCUUAUGUCGAGUGGCUCAUGGAAGGCCACCGAUUCAAGCGCGUGACGAUGGAGGAGCUGCUCUUGCUCAAUUGUCUGGUCAGUGGGGCUGAGGGGAUUGCCAGAAACCUGACGCUUAUGGAAGAGAUCGUUGUGGCUUCAUAG